Thlaspi arvense is the source of this 1947-nucleotide messenger RNA. The record is from the annotation of a GenBank genome assembly. Lineage: Eukaryota; Viridiplantae; Streptophyta; Magnoliopsida; Brassicales; Brassicaceae.
UCUGUCAUCUGUGUUUUGUUGGUUUAUCAUCUCAACCAAAGCCCACACGUCACGUUAGAAAGAAAAACAAAAAAAAUACCUUUUUAUAAAUCCAAAAAAAAAAUCGUUUAUUUUUGUUUUCCUACAAGCAAUCUGUUUCCUGCUACCCAUCUCGAAUUCGACCGAACCCAUGUUCUAAUAUCCCUCAAAUAAUCCGAAUCUAUGUUAAAAAUCCUUUCUUUGUUCUGUUGAGAUUAUAUAUAGUUUUAGUAGUUGGUGACGGAAACAGAGAAAUACACACAGAGAUGGGAUCCGCCGCGGUUGCGAGUUCUUCUUCUGAUGUUGCGAUCUCAGCUCUGCGUGAGAAGCAUGAGAAGGAAGUAGAGAAUCUAACACUAACGACACAACCUUUCAACACGCUAAAGCUUUUCGUUGAGGCUACUCUUCAGUACAUCAAGCGAUCGAUAUCGUAUCUACUGGCUCAUGGAGUUUGGUUCAUGGUUAUAACCACUUUGUUAGUUUCAUUCGGAGUUUUGCUUGUGACUGUUGAUGGACCUCAUGGAAAGCAUGUUGAAGAACUAUUAGAGUAUGUUCGAUAUAGCUUAUGGUGGAUAGCACUUGGCGUCGCAUCUUCUAUUGGUCUUGGUUCUGGUCUUCACACUUUCGUUCUCUAUUUGGGUCCACACAUUGCUCUGUUCACUCUGAAAGCAACGCUAUGCGGCCGUGUCGAUCUAAAGUCUGCACCGUAUGAUACCAUACAGCUGAAACGCGUUCCCUCGUGGCUCGACAAGUCGUGUUCGGAGUUCGGUCCUCCUUUGAUGAUCUCAGCUGCAGGAUCUCGUGUGCCACUCACUAGCAUAUUGCCACAAGUCCAACUAGAGGCGAUUCUAUGGGGUAUUGGGACGGCUCUUGGGGAGCUUCCUCCAUAUUUCAUCUCAAGGGCAGCUAGUAUCUCUGGGAGUACAGUGGAUGGAAUGGAGGAGCUAGACGCUUCUCCACCUGAAGACGGCGGGUUUAUGGCGACUUACCUCUACCGGAUAAAGCGUUGGCUACUAACCAAUUCGCAGCACUUGAAUUUCUUUACCGUCUUGGUUCUUGCUUCGGUCCCAAAUCCUCUGUUUGAUCUUGCUGGAAUAAUGUGUGGACAAUUUGGAGUCCCGUUUUGGGAGUUCUUUCUGGCGACUUUAAUCGGAAAGGCGAUCAUCAAAACUCACAUACAGACAAUAUUUAUCAUCUGCGUUUGUAAUAACCAACUGCUCGAUUGGAUGGAGAACGAGAUGAUCUGGAUACUUAGCCAUGUCCCUGGUUUGGCUUCUGCGUUGCCUGGACUCAUAGCAAAACUUCACGCCAUGAAAGAAAAGUACAUUGAUGCUUCACCUCCUGUUCCUUCUCAUAUCAAGGUGAAAAGAUGGGACUUUUCGUUUGCAUCGAUCUGGAACGGGAUAGUGUGGCUCAUGCUCCUCAACUUCUUCGUCAAGAUUGUGACAGCAACUGCACAGAGACACUUGAAGAAGAAGCAAGAGAAAGAAAUAGCUGCUUUGACUCAUUCAGAUUGAUCAAAUACUCCUAAGGCCUAAAACCAAACCCCCACAAUCUUUCUUCACAUCAAUACAGACACUAUCCAGAUUUUGAGAAGAAUGACCAACAACAACAAAAAAUGGCCAGCUUUUCUUCUCGUCUUUGCCUCGUUGACACAUUGUUCUUGGUGGGAUUUGUACUGUAUAGAAAGGUUAGGAAGAAUUGGGAUUUUGAGAUUGCAGGAGGUUUAUUUUGAUCCUGUGAUUCCAUAGUGAAGGUUUUGUGGGUAACGAACUCGAAUCAAAAAUCAAAAACGAAAAGCUUUAAUUGCUAAUUUAAAUUGAAACUAGUAUAAGGCUAUAAGCUAUUAUAUAACUCAUGACAACUUUCGUUGUUUAUUUCCACUGUUCAACUUUUAUUUUCACUAAUGCAUUGUUUUUAUUUUUGUUA